This is a messenger RNA of Humulus lupulus (European hop), 1699 nucleotides long. RefSeq names its product probable polygalacturonase. Gene Ontology annotation, molecular function: polygalacturonase activity. NCBI's taxonomy places the organism in Eukaryota, Viridiplantae, Streptophyta, Magnoliopsida, Rosales, Cannabaceae. The record is from RefSeq and is a predicted model, not a curated record. Gene Ontology annotation, biological process: carbohydrate metabolic process. The coding region runs from base 356 to 1699 and encodes 447 amino acids. The transcript is spliced from 5 exons.
UUAAAAAGAAAAAGGUAUGUUACCAAAGAAUUCACUUAAAUUUAGUAUACUAAAAUGACUUAUUAGGCGGAAUUAGUAGAAUUUCCUAAAAUUAGAGAAAUAACUCGAGAGGUACAAAUAUAGUAAACUAAAUCCAAAUCAGAAUUGAAUUGAAUUGAAUUUAAUUUGGUCCAACCCUUAUUUCGUAAUUAGAAAAUGAGUGACUGUAAUUAAUUAGCUAUUUUUACAUAAGUCCGAAAUAGUCUAUGUUGCUAAAAAUAAAAUAAAAUAAAAAACACAAACAUAGAAAAAAAAACCUAUCUAUAAAUUGAUUUAUGACCCAUUUUCAAUAAUCUCAAAACAGAAUAAUAAUACAAUGGCACAAUUUCGUUUCUUGGUGGGAGUUGUACUGCUUCUAGCAGCGUUGAUUUUGGAUGAAAGUAGAACAUGCACAGCCCAAGUUCCAAACACAGCGGCAGCGGCAGUGAAAUGUUCUCGGAAACACAGCGCAGUUUUGACGGAGUUCGGUGGCGUGGGCGACGGAGUUACUUCCAACACUAAGGCCUUCAAAGCCGCUAUUGAUCAUCUUAGCACCACCGCAUCGGACGGUGGAGCACAGCUCAUUGUUCCACCUGGUAAAUGGUUGACCGGCACCUUUAAUCUCAUCAGCCAUUUCACUCUUUUCCUCCAUAAAGACGCCGUUAUUCUUGGCUCUCAGCAAGCGUCAGAUUAUCCAAUUUUAGAGCCAUUGCCUUCUUAUGGAGUAGACAAAAAUUUCUCAGCAGGAAGGUACAGCAGUCUAAUUAUGGGAACAAAUCUCACUGAUGUUGUAAUUACAGGGAACAACGGCACCAUAGACGGACAAGGUGCAGGUUGGUGGACCAAGUACCGUGCUGGUGAAUUAAAGGCAGUGAGGCCAUUAAUGAUCGAGAUUUUGUUCUCCACUGAUAUCCAAAUCUUCAAUCUCACUUUGCUUAAUUCUCCUUCUUGGUUCGUCCAUCCUGUAUACUCAAGCAAUAUAAUAAUCCAAGGACUCACAAUUCUUGCUCCAGUUGACACUCCUAACACAGAUGGAAUCGACCCUGAUUCAUGUAACAACACUCGAAUUGAGGACAACUUCAUAGUCUCCGGUGAUGAUUGCAUCGCCAUAAAGAGCGGUUUUGAUCAAUACGGAAUUAAGAUGGGAAUACCAAGCGAACACAUCAUAAUCCGACGGUUGACAUGCAUUUCUCCAGAUAGCGCCACCAUCGCUCUGGGCAGUGAAUUGUCAGGUGGAAUCAAAGACGUUAGAGCCGAAGACGUCACAUCUCUCCACACUCAAGCUGCCAUAAGGGUCAAAACGGCGGCGGGUCGUGGUGGCUUUGUCCAGGACAUCUUCACUCGAAGAUUUGUUCUUAAGACCAUAAGAUAUGUGUUCCGGGUGAAUGGAAUGUACAAGUCCCAUGCCGAGGGUUUCGACCCCAAUGCCAUGACGAAACUUGGGUCCAUCAACUGCCGUGAUAUGGUGGCCGAAAAUGUCACUACCGCCGCCCAGAUUGAAACACUACCAGAAAACAAUUUCAAGGGUAUUUGCAUGUCCAACACCACCAUGACAUUGUUCCCACUCCUCAACAUCACCUACAAUGUUGUGAGUGGACUCAAGUCAAACAAUAUUGAUUGUCCAUACCCUGAAGAUAAGUUGCCCAUUGAAGAUGUUCCCUUGAAGACAUGUUCUUUGUGA